Molecule: messenger RNA, 2237 nt
Organism: Moneuplotes crassus
Lineage: Eukaryota; Ciliophora; Spirotrichea; Euplotida; Euplotidae
Source: the annotation of a GenBank genome assembly
AUAAUACUCUAAUUCGUCAUUAGCAAAGAUGAACUUUUUCCAAUCAUGCAAGGACUUGCUUCUGCAAAACAAGGUGGCUCAAGAACUUCAAAGCAGAUGAGUGUCCAACUAUGUCGUCUUCGAGGACUCUCAAGUUGAGCAGAUGUACCAUGAACAUAGGCUCAAAACAAUUCGAGCUAAUUGGAGGUUUAUCCUUUUAAUACUAAAGGUCAAAUUCUUCCUAAUAUCAGUUGUUUUCCAAUUGACGACUGAAGAUGGCCUUAUCCUCAAGAAAUUGAGCCCUGUGAUGAUGUUCCUCCUGCUUUUUGUGUUCAAAUAUUUUAUCCAGAAAAAUGACUUUGUAGCCAGGUAUGGAGCCAUAUUCUUAAUUCUCUGGUUCGGAUUCGUGAUGACUUGAGUGAACCUACAGUUCCCCCAAUUUCGGCUAUAUGAAGGAUUCUUAUUCCAUAUUUCUGUGUCCUUUCUGCUGUCGACAUGAGUAGUCACAGACUGGAGGAUAUCCUCAGCUGCUAUCAUGCUAGUAUACUGCAACUUAUACAUUCUGUUAAAGCUCAAGUUCGAUCAUGUUCCAGCUCUGGUGCUUCAUGUACUUCUGUUUUCAUUGACAAUAUUUCUCUUCAAUGCUUUCUUAAUUUCGCAGACAUUUAAGCAGGAGUUUAUGGCGACUUAUACAGCAAAGAGGGCUUCUUCACAGAUGAAGAAGGUCCUCCAAGUUUUGCCCGAAGGAGUAAUCAUCAUUGAUGAGCAAGGGGAGGACCUCAAGUUCAUCAACAAGAAGCUGAAGCAGACUUUCGAUGUAACUGAAUUUUACCAAGACUGAAAGGUGACUGAAGAAUUGGUCAAAGCCAAGCAGAUGAUCGACCAGUUAUUUGACCAGAUCUGUAAUAGAAUGGACACUGGCACUUCCAAGGCAGAAGAUUCUCGUGUUCUUGAAGACAAUAUUUUGACCAAUUUUAUAAUCAAAGUCAAGAAAGAGAAGAUUGAAGAAGGCAAAGGAGCUGAUUUGGAUGACAUAAAGGAGGAGUAUAAAUAUAUACCAUUAGCAAGCUUUCUACGUGAUGAAAGAGAAUUAGCCAAAGAUAUUGCGAAUAAUGAAAGGAGUACUAAAGCUUGUAUUUGUUACAAAAAUGCUCCUAUUUGUAAAGAAAUGGAGUACCUCACAAGAGAUUUUAUUGUCAAGACUUCUAAAAUUGAGGAAGCAAAUAAUCGUGGAAAUAAACCUAAUUUUCUCCAAAUGUUCAUUGAUACCACUCAAAUAACACAGCUCGAAAAUGAGAAAGCUCAAAGCAAAUAUCAGAGACAGAUGCUUUCCAACGUAUCACAUGAGUUUAGAACCCCAUUGAACGCGAUGUCUUUGUCAUUGCACCUGAUGAAGCCUUACAUCAAUGAAGACCUAGAAAAGUUCCACAGAAUAGCAAAUUCUUCAUGAGAUAUUCUCAAAGGACUUGUUGAAGACAUUCUCGAUUUCUCAAAAAUAGAAGCAGGGGUCUUCGAAAUCCAGGAGUCGGUAUUCAUUUUCAAGCAGCUCUUCGAUGAGGUCAACUCCAUCUUCGAGAUGCAGACCAAGAUGAAGGGAAUAGAAUUGGAAUUCAAGAUGGAAGAUGUCUUUCAAGACCUUGAAAUCAAAUCAGAUAAAGAAAGGCUUAAACAGAUCCUAUUAAAUCUAUUAUCCAAUUCUCUCAAGUUCACAGACCGAGGAUCUAUCGAUGUAAGCCUCAAGAUCCAAGCGAUGACAGAAAUUACUGAUGAACAAACAAAUUGGAAUGAAGAAAUUCAGAUUAUUGAUUCAGACACUUUUGAAGAAAUGCCAGUGUGCAACCUUCUUCUUGCAACCAAUAACUAUAAUUUCAAAUCAAACCCUUCAAAACUUUCAGAAGAAGUAGGAAGUCUCCAAAGGAGUCACAAGUUAUCCAAAAGGCUUCAGCAAGAAGACUCAGAAGGCAGAAGACUAUCUGAUUUUACCAAGGAGUUGAAGCUAGAACUGACUGUAACUGACACCGGUCUCGGCAUCCCUAAAAAGGACUUGCCUUCUUUGUUCAAGCUGUUCGGGAAGACCAGCUCCAACCACAACAGAAACAAGACUGGGACUGGCCUCGGCCUGACCAUCUGCAAGAUGCUGUGUGAGAAACUGGGAGGCAGAAUCCAGUUGAAAUCGAAACCAGGGAUUGGAACAACGGUGGCAUGCAUCUUCACAUGCUUUUACUAAUUAAGAAUAUUUGGUUUAUUAUUUAGUUCAA